This is a messenger RNA of Daucus carota subsp. sativus, 913 nucleotides long. Its product is annotated as peroxisomal membrane protein PMP22. The transcript has 7 exons. The record is from RefSeq and is a predicted model, not a curated record. Lineage: Eukaryota; Viridiplantae; Streptophyta; Magnoliopsida; Apiales; Apiaceae. Bases 115 to 684 code for a protein of 189 amino acids. Gene Ontology annotation, cellular component: cytoplasm; membrane.
UGAGCAAGUCAAGAAUGAGCAACUCAUAUAUAAAACGCUAUAUAUGCAUGAUGCUGUGAACACCCAGAUUUAUUUCUGAGUUUUCUUCUUCGAUUUUAAAAAAAUAAUCAAGAAAUGGGUUCAGUGGCUAAAAAUGGUUUGAAACAGUACCUUGUACAGCUUCAACAACACCCUCUGAGAACCAAGGCUAUUACUGCUGGAGUGUUGUCAGCAAUAAGUGAUAUAGCUUCUCAGAAGCUCACUGGGAUACAGAAGCUUCAGCUCAGACGCCUUUCCUUGAAAGUGCUCCUUGGAGUUGUCUAUCUCGGACCAUUUGGCCACUAUUUUCAUAUCUUGCUGGACAAACUUUUCAAGGGAAAGAAAGACCCCUCGACAGUGGGUAAAAAGGUCUUGGUGGAACAGUUCACUGCUUCCCCUUGGAACAACCUGCUUUUUAUGAUUUACUAUGGCUCGAUCAUCGAGGGAAGACCCUGGAACCAAGUAAAAUCUAAGAUUAAGAAGGAAUUUCCAACAGUUCAAUAUGCAGCAUGGACGUUUUGGCCAGUAAUUGGGUGGAUUAAUCACCAGCACGUCCCACUGCAGUUCCGUGUCAUUGUUCAAAGUGCUAUUGCAUGUUGCUGGGGCAUAUUCUUGAGUGUACGAGCUGCGAAGGCAGUGACAUUGACCCCAGCCAUUAAGGGUUGAACGGAUGAUUGCAACAUGAUGCGACGGCCUCGCAUGCUAGCUAUUUUUAUGCAGUAUUUAAGUGGUGAUCAGGUGUAUGACAUUUAUAUACGCCUAGUACUAGUAGUUAUCUCUCUUCUCUUGCUGAUUAAGAGAUAGAGGGUUUGAGACUUAGUAGCAAAGUUCAUAUACAUUACGACAUCAAAUUUUUGUAUAAUUUUGAUCUCUGUCAGUUUAUUUCUGUUUGUGA